AGAAUAAUUUAGGCCAACAAAAGACUCAAUAGCCAAGCAAUUAUGAAGAUAUGACUGCAUUUUAAACCACUUAUCAAGCAGUGAAACCAAGGCACAUGAGCAGAAUGUUCAGACCUUGAUCGAUCAUGGGUUAGACGGACAAGUUUUAACGGCUGAGAAACCAAAUUCUGCUACCAAGUCCUCAAAAUCUGACACUCCAAUCCAUUCAGUCAAUCUCAAUGAAAUUACAAUAAACAAUUCCCCUGGUACAGGUUUGCCCGAGUCCUUUGUCUCAACUGGACACACCAAUGCACCAUCAGUGGGUAGGACUUCGGAGACCGCUCUUCUAGAUGAAAGGUCAUUGUUGGCUUGGAUGGUUCGGACAAUACCAGCUGGUGGUAGAAUUAGGAUCAGUUCGACGCUGCCGAAUAGGCUUGGGAAGAUGCUUGCACCUUUAGACUGGCAUGAUUACAAGAAAAAGUAUGGAAAGCUAGAUGAUUUCGUUGCUGCUCAUACUGAAUUAUUUGUGAUUGAGGGGGACUAUAUUCAGCUGCGUGAAGGAGCUCAAGAGAUGAUAGCAGCUACAGCCGUUGUUGCCAGAGUUGCUGCUGCUGCAGCAACAUCAUCCCCCUACUCUUCAUGUUUGCCUUCUGUGGCUGUUACUCCAGUGGCACAGACUCACCGCUUAAAGAAGAUAUCAUCUCUUGAUUCCAAAAAUGUGGUUACUUCUACUCCAAAUGCAAAUAAUGCUCACUUGCAGUCUGUAAAGCAGAAUCAGCAAUUAAAUGGUGUAUCUUUUGGUGUUUCGGGAGGUAUGACGAACGUAAAAAUUUUGAGCAAAUCCAAGGACAUGAAUGGGCCUGAACCUACUCCCAGCCAGUCAUCUGUAUUUCUUAAUGGUGGAAAUGGAGCUCCUCUGGACAGAUCAAUGGCCAAUGGCCGGCAUUUUGUUGGGAAACAGCAUGGCAGGAUGACUAAUUCUGCAUUUACCUCCAGAAGAUAGACUUCAGGAGCAGUCACAGCAUCUUUUGCCCCGAAAGUGUACUAGUGUGCAGAUUAGAGGCUUAUUUUGGGAAGUUAUACUAGAUGUGGGGAAAUUAUGUUGUGAAGAUUGAAUCUGUUUCAUCAAUAUUUGCAUCUCAUGGGAUUCGCAGAUUGGAUUUGUGUUUGCCUUUUUUUUUUUUUUGGUUUAAAAGCUUUAGCUUUUUCUGUGUUUUAUCAUAGUCAAGACUCCACAGCCAACUGUCUGAAGUGAUAUACAAGCACAAAACGGCUUCUGUUCACUGACGGGUUGGCUCAUUUUGGAUUCUUGAUAAUUUAAACAAUAGCUCGCCUUUUCUUUCUGGAGUAGAAAAAUUGCAUCUUCCA
Messenger RNA from Rosa chinensis, 1347 nucleotides. RefSeq lists its product as uncharacterized. The transcript is spliced from 6 exons. The record is from RefSeq and is a predicted model, not a curated record. Bases 353 to 982 code for a protein of 209 amino acids. NCBI's taxonomy places the organism in Eukaryota, Viridiplantae, Streptophyta, Magnoliopsida, Rosales, Rosaceae.